AUGCCCUGCUGGCCAACUGACGCUGAAUGGCAAGAAUUUAAUCAGACCGUCGAGGGGGCGCUUCAAGCAACCGUUCCUUGGGCGAAGCCUUGCUUUAGCGGUCUAUCCUUUGGAACAGCCUACGAUCCUACGGAAUGUGCCUAUGUCGAGCAACACUACGCCGAUAAUCCGCUGGUUGGCCCGAUGAAUGUGCCCUGUGGGCCUUAUCGCGAGGCACAAUACGGCUCGUUUUCACAGCUCAACUGGGAGAGCUGCGGAGCUCAGGACUGCCAGCUGCAGAGUGCCGCGCCUCAAGUCCUACAACCCAUCCUCCGCAAAUGCUCACUAGGACGCAUGUCUGCUUACUACGUCGCUGCCACUACGCCAGAGCAUGUUCAAAGCACCAUCAACUUCUGCAAGCAGCACAACAUCUUCAUGUCGAUCAAGAACACCGGCGACGACUAUGUCGGGCGAUCCGCAGCUGCCAACUCUCUCGCAUUAUGGACAUGGAACAUGAAGAGUCUGGACUAUGUAGAAGAUUGGACUGCCACCGACUGCCCUGCUGUCCAAUACCCCAAUGUUGGAAUCAUGGGUGCAGGUAUCGCAGCGAACGAAGCCGAGGCCUACUUCACCAGCAAGGGGAUGCAAAUCACAGCAGGUGCCGUACAGUCUGUAGGACUCGCUGGAGGAUACGGUCAGGGUGGCGGUCAUGGCGCACUCGGACCCAAGUAUGGACUGAUGGUCGACAAUGCGCUGUAGGAUACACCACUCCACUCCCGUCUCGAAAAUUUGCUAACGUGUGACAGCGAGUUCGACGUUGUUACUGCUGAUGGUCGCGUGCGCACCAUCAACCAAUGCAACGACCCCGACUUGUUCUUCGCCAUGCGCGGUGGCGGUGGUAGCACUUACGCCGUUCUGUUGAACUACAAGUUCAAGGUCUUCCCAGAAGUGCCCUUGUACUUCUAUGCCUUCCAAGCUGACCUGUCACCAUUUGCACAACAACCUUUCGCGUUGCCAAUCAACAGUCCGGCCUUGUCCUCCGCCGUGACCGCCCUUGCCAACAAUCAGAAAAUGUUUGUCGACAACAACAUCUCGAGCUACAAUUUCUACUACCCACAGCGAGUCGAGACCUACCAAGUUCUACCAGCUGGCGAUGAGGACGCCCUGGCAAGGUUCAAGGACCUCAAUGCGGCAUACCAAGCGGCUCUCGAGGCGAUUCCUGGCGCGACUAUCAAACAGAACGAAUACCUCACUUUCCAGCAUCAAACUGACUUUGCCGACUACACCACUUCGACCGCUGUUCGUAACACGCCACAAGGCUAUGCCGAGGCACUUGCUGGUCGCUUCAUCCCCCGGUCCCAAUUCAACGAUGACGCUUCCAUCGCCACAUUGGUCAAGGCUUUCCUUGCCGGCUUGCAGGAAUCGCAGAAUCCACUCGACGCCCUCAAGCCAAUCGCGGCGCAAGUCUAUGUCACCGGACCCAGUGGGCCGAACGCGCCAAAUCAAGAUGGCAGCGAAACAGGCGUGAACACUGCUUGGCGCGACGAGCUCUGGGAAGUCGUCUACGCCGGCGGCUGGGUACAGGGGACGCCUCAAGCAGCACAAGAUGCCAUCACUGGCCUUGUGCAUACCUCGAUGGACAAUCUGCGUGACAUCACGCCGGGAGGCGGGUGCUACAUGAACGAGGCGGACGUGCUGGAAGAUGAUUGGCAGACGGCUUUCUUUGGGGAGAACUACGGUCGCUUGCUCGACAUCAAGAAGCAGUACGACCCGACCAAUUUCUUCAACUGCUGGAAGUGUGUGGGCUGGACUGGAGCCGCUGAGUAUGUCGUCCUCCCCGUUCUCUUCGACGCUUGGUCCCGCUGACAAACCCAUUAGUCCACUGUACUCGUGCUAUGCUCAAUCCAUGAACCCGCUCGUGGCCACUAACCCUCUAUAG
This is a messenger RNA of Lecanosticta acicola, 1918 nucleotides long. The record is from the annotation of a GenBank genome assembly. Lineage: Eukaryota; Fungi; Ascomycota; Dothideomycetes; Mycosphaerellales; Mycosphaerellaceae.